Bursaphelenchus xylophilus (pine wood nematode) is the source of this 3696-nucleotide messenger RNA. The record is from the annotation of a GenBank genome assembly. NCBI's taxonomy places the organism in Eukaryota, Metazoa, Nematoda, Chromadorea, Rhabditida, Aphelenchoididae.
AUGGUCAAGAACAAAAAGGAGCUUGAUGACCUCAAGCAGGAGGUCCGAAUGGACGAACAUCAAAUUAGUGUUGAAGAACUGGUCCAAAGACUUGGUACUGAUGUUCAUAACGUAAGUGAAAAUAUGAAAAGCAAAAAAAAUUAGGAAUCAAAAUUUUAAAUUUCUUGAAAAAAAAUUUUUUUUAGAAAAGUGCUUUGAUAUUUUUCAAUUUUUUUAUUUAUUUUUUUCCUUUACAGGGUCUAACAACCACCAAGGCCAAUCAAAUUCUGGCCCGUGAUGGUCCCAAUUCCCUAACUCCCCCGAAAACCACCUCAGAAUGGGUGAAAUUCGCGAAAAAUCUUUUCGGCGGCUUCGCUCUGCUCCUUUGGAUCGGCUCUUUUCUCUGCUACACCGCUUUCACCGUCGACUUCUGCACCAUGGAGCAUGCCAGCUUCGACAAUCUCUAUCUGGGCAUUGUCUUGAUGACCGUGGUGAUAAUCGGAGGUGUUUUCCAGUACUAUCAAGAGAGCAAAUCGUCGAAGAUUAUGGAGUCUUUCAAGGCUUUGGUCCCGACUUUUGCAAUGGUUUAUCGAGAUGGGGAGAAGGUUCAGAUCCCAGCCGAUAAACUGGCCGUCGGAGAUAUUGUUGAGGUAAUAAUUUGGGAAAAAAGUUAUUAAAAAGCUUCGUAUAGCAAGGUCAAAAAUGCUAACAUUAAUUUCGCCCUCUGGUGAAAGACUGUUGAAAAUCCAAGGUUCUGUUUCAAAGCGCUAUUUAAGAUUUUUCUCCCUGAAAAACUGGCCCACACAGGUGAUAACUGACAAGUUUCAAAAAAAAAAAAAAAAAAUCCGCGCGCUGAGCUUCAACCCUUGAACUUUUGAACUCUCAAAGCUUGUUGACCAAGUACAAUAUAGUUCCCAUUCAUAUUUCUCCUUACAGGUCCGCAGCGGAGACCGCGUCCCCGCCGACAUCCGAAUCAUUGAAGCGUCAUCUUUCAAAGUGGACAACGCCUCGCUUACCGGUGAAUCCGAGCCUCAAUCCCGCUCUCCCGAAUGCACCAACCCGAAUCCGAUGGAAACCAAGAACAUCGCCUUCUUCUCCACCAAUGCCGUCGAAGGAACAGCGAAGGGAAUCGUCAUCUACACCGGCGAUCGGACUGUGAUGGGAAGAAUCGCUCAUUUGGUCGCGGAUUUGGACUCGGGAAUGACUCCGAUCGCCAUUGAGAUCGAGCAUUUCAUCCACAUGAUCACUGCAGUUGCCUGUACCUGUGGGCUGACUUUCUUUUUCGUCUCGUUGGCGAUUGGAUAUCAUUGGCUUUCCGCGGUGGUCUUCUUGAUCGGUAUUAUUGUUGGAAAUGUGCCAGAAGGUAGGGAUUUCAUGGAACCUUUUUUGAAAAAUCGUUUUUUUUUAUUUCAGAAAUUAAUUCUUUUUUCAGGUCUCCUCUGUACCGUGACCAUCUGUCUAACGCUCACAGCCAAAAGAAUGGCCUCGAAGAAUUGCCUGGUCAAGAACCUCGAAGCCGUCGAAACCCUCGGCUCCACUUCGACCAUCUGCUCCGAUAAGACAGGAACGCUCACGCAAAACCGAAUGACCGUCGCUCACACUUGGUUCGAUCGCACUAUCAACAUUUGCGAUACCACUGAGACUUAUGCCGGGGCCGCCAACCGACAACGCGGAGAGACGGAGGCCGCUCUUCUUCGAGUUGCCGCCAUUUGCAGUCGUGCCGACUUCAAGCCAGGCCAGACGGAAAUGCCCGUAACUCGCCGUGAAUGCACUGGAGAUGCCUCAGAGAUCGCGCUGCUCAAAUACACCGAGCAACAGUUGGGAAACGUCGUCCAGUAUCGCCAGAAGAACCCCAAAGUCGCGGAGAUUCCGUUCAACUCGACCAAUAAAUAUCAAAUUUCCAUUCAUGAGACCGACGAUGGAAAUCCGGGCUAUUUGCUGGUGAUGAAAGGAGGGCCCGAGAGAAUCUUGGAACACUGCUCGAAGAUUUUGGUGAAAGGAGAAGAGAAGGAGUUGGACGAGCAUCUACGCCAUCACUUCAACGAGGCCUACCUUGAACUCGGUGGAAUGGGCGAAAGAGUUCUUGGGUUCUGCGAUUUCCGUCUUGACCCUAAGGAGUUCCCCAAAGGAUUCGCAUUUGAUGUAGAGAAUGUCAACUUCCCCAUGUCUGGCUUCCGAUUUGUCGGGUUGAUUUCGAUGAUUGACCCUCCUCGAGCGGCUGUUCCCGACGCUGUGGCAAAAUGCCGGUCUGCUGGAAUCAAGGUAAGUGAAAUCAUCUUCUUUCGUAAGUUCCUUCCAUUUUUAGGUCGUAAUGGUCACUGGUGAUCAUCCGAUCACAGCCAAAGCCAUCGCCAAGUCGGUUGGAAUCAUUUCUUCGGACACUGUUGAAGACAUCGCCAUGCGCAAGGGAAUUCCAAUCGAAAGAGUGAACGUGAAAAAAGCCAAGGCUGCCGUUCUUCAUGGUUCAGAUCUCCGUGAGAUGAGCAACGAUCAGUUGGAUGAGUUCAUCAGAACACAUGACGAGAUUGUGUUUGCCAGAACUUCGCCGCAGCAAAAACUGAUGAUUGUUGAGGGUUUCCAACGACAAGGUCAAAUCGUGGCUGUCACUGGUGACGGUGUCAACGAUUCUCCGGCUUUGAAGAAGGGUAAGGGCGUCUCUAUUUGGCAUUUAAAAGUCCGUUCUUUGGCAUUAAAACUCUAAACGCUUCAUUUUUCAGCUGAUAUUGGAGUAGCUAUGGGAAUUACCGGCUCAGAUGUCUCCAAACAAGCUGCCGAUAUGAUCCUCAUGGACGACAACUUCGCUUCCAUUGUGGUGGGAGUUGAAGAAGGCCGAUUGAUCUUCGAUAACCUCAAAAAAUCGAUCGCCUACACCUUGACCUCCAACGUCCCUGAGAUCACGCCGUUCUUGUGUUACAUCGUUUUCGGAAUCCCCUUGGCUUUGGGCGCAAUCACCAUCUUGUGUAUUGAUCUUGGUUCUGACCUCGUCCCCGGUAUUUCUUUGGCCUACGAAGCAGCUGAAUCCGAUAUCAUGAAGCGAAAACCGAGGGAUUCGAAGAGAGAUAAGCUGGUGAAUGAGCGUCUAAUUUCGCUGGCUUAUGGUCAAAUCGGUAUGAUUCAAGCGGCUGCCGGAUUCUUCACAUAUUUCUGGAUCAUGGCAGACAAUGGGUUCUUGCCCUCAAGACUUCUCGGCAUCCGUGCCGAGUGGGAAGCGAAAGCUGUGAACAAUCUGGAGGACAGUUAUGGCCAGCAAUGGGUGAGUUUUUUAUCAUAAAACAACAGUAAAAUAGGGAUUAGCAUGCCGAUGACAUGGUAAAAUACGGUCCAAUUCAUACCUCCAAACAAUAUUAAUUCAAAUUUAUUUAGACCUAUACCGACCGCAAAGUCCUCGAACAUACUGUUCAAAGCGCCUUCUUCAUUGCCGUCGUCAUCGCGCAAUGGGCUGAUCUAAUCAUCUCCAAGACCCGUCGCAACUCGCUGGUUCAACAGGGCAUGACCAACGGCGCAUUGAACUUCGGUCUGGUUUUCGAGACCACGUUGGCCUGCUUCCUCUGCUACGCACCCGGCAUGGACAAAGCGUUGCACAUGUAUGGCUUGCGGUUUGCGUGGUGGUUCCCCUCGCUACCGUUCGCGAUCCUGAUCUUCAUCUACGACGAGACCAGACGCUACAUCUUGAGAUGCAAUCCCGGUGGAUGGGUGGAACGCGAAACCUACUAUUAA